CCGCUAAAUAUCGUCAACCUCUCUCCUCUCCCCAAAAAUCUCACAGAGUCCCUUCAUACCACUCUCUCUCCAUCACCUCUGUCCUCUCCUCCACACCCUCUACCCCCAGCAGCCUCCCCACGCACUCCGUGGGAUCGACGAAAGCAAGGCCGAGCUUCCCGCCUCCUUCAGCGUACAUCGGCCAUCGACGGGAACGGAGUAAAGAGGUACUCCAGCACCUGUCUGUGCUCGCCCCGGCAAAGGAAGCGUACGUUUAGGACGAAGCCAAAAAUCGCACUCGGCACCGAAAUCGUCAAGCACUGGGGGAAAAUUCAACGACCGGCGGGUCGAUGAGAACGGAGCGAGGACCCAAGCCGACGCCCGAAAUGAGCACAAAUGGCCAUGCACCAGCCCCGGUGCCUCAGCAGAAAAAGGGAUUCUUCAGGCGAUUGUCACUUGCAUCGGGCGGUAGUAACAGCACGGCGCAAGUCCAGCCUUCGAAUAAGCUAGGAAAGCGAAACAAGGAGAAGGAGACGCAGGUCCAAGGUCAAGCGUAUGAACAGCUGGAUGCGGGGUCUGCUCCGAGUGGCUUCAAAGUCACGGCGGAUAUGAAGCGCACAAAGAGCAAAGAUCGAGGUUUCUGGAGUAGAGGUGACAAGAGUACAACCCCCACCCCAUCUCUUGCCAGCCAAUCCUCCAAGCCGCCAAUUCCACCCCCUGCAACUUCGUCGUACAUCCGUCCAUCAGCAUUCCCAGAGCUGGAUUCGUCUUCUGGGCCGUACCCGAGUUUCCCAACUGCAAACCCCUCUCACCAGCAGCAGCAACAGCAUUCACAGCAGUCAUACAGGCAACAACCCUCUUUUGGUGGCUUUAGCCAGGAGGGACCUUAUCCUCAAAUACGACAGUUUCCUCAGCCGCAAAUCCAUCAGCCUCGAGCCCAGUACCCUCAGCCGCAGCAGCAGCAGCAGCCACAGCAGAUGUACCAGCAACAAAAUCAAUUCAAACCUUUCCGCACGCCGAGCCAGAAUCGUGCACCUGUUCAUCCAGCGUUGGCUUCUUCGCCUUCCCCAGUUUCGACCACUACCGCAUCUCCUGCGCAGAAGGCGGACCCAACAGGAUCGGGAUCAGUAAGGUCGCCUUAUGGAUCUCCGCAAGAUGGGAGGGCCCCACGUGCUUUUGGAGGACCUUCAUUAGGGCAGGAAAAUGUGAGACCGGUGAAUGGUAGGGAGGAAGGAGCGAGAAAGGUGUGGUUAAACGGUGAAGAGCCUAGAGCCCCACCCCAAUUGCAACCCAUAAAUCCGGCACCUCGUUCAUCGAGUCGAACAUAUCCUGUUAUGAGAUCCACACCCCCUCCUGAACCUUUUGUAUCGCCUCCUCCGCGUGCACCCAAUCCUCCUUCUGGAGAACCGAGUAUGCCAAACUCGGCAAACGUGGCGAGCCAUAACCCUAAUGCCAACUCCAAUGGGGAGGGAAGUUGGAAGAUGAUGGCGCCCAUCGCUGCAGCGCGAGCGGAAGCAGGAGUAAAUGGGAAUGCGGGUGUAUCGCAUACGCGAGAGCGGAGCGGUAGUUUACGACCUCAGCCACCACCUCUUAUCAUACCGUCUGACCCCCGACAACCUCAGACUCAAGCCCAAUCAUAUCCUCCUGUCCAACCUCCCCCUCGUAUUCAACCCCAGUCUCAACCUCAACCUCAGCCUCAAUACCAAGCUUUACCCGAAACCCAGAACAUUCAAUCAUCCCAAUCUCAAUCCUUUUCCCAACCACAAGCCCAAAUACAAGGACAAAUCGAACGUUCCCGCCGAGCCGAACAGAAACUACAAGAAGUUCAACGGGGACGGAAUCAGAAUCGGGAUAGCAGGUUUGAAGAUGCAGAGCAUUUCGAAAUUCCUCGAGAGGCGCCACCGGCUUAUACGCCUUCGCCGGCGAGGGAGAGGGUCGUUUCGCCUGUGGCGAGUUUGAGCUUACCGCCUGGGGCGGCACCGGCGCAGGUUGGAGGGCAGUCAUCGCAGGUACAGCAGCAACAGCAACAGCAACGGCAUCAGCAGCAACAGGACUUUACAGUGGCAGCUGCUAGGCCGAAAGAGCCUGAAUCUCAAUCCCAAUCUCAAGCUCAGCCUCAAACGUUUAUGCAGCCCAAUUCCUCAACUCAAUCUCAAAUCCCAAGUCCUAUUACCCCCCGUCCAGCUCCUCCUAUACCCUCGAACUCUUCGCCCACCGUCCUUACCCGCGCCACUCAGUCCCAACCCCAUCCACAAAUUCCUAAUCAGCCUCCUACGACACCCAUUCGCCCACGCUCGGAAACGCCUAGACGAAUGGACAGAGAUGGUCGAGAGCCGAUGAGCGAGGCGAGCAAGUAUGCACGUGCGGUGGCUGUUGCAAUGAGGAGCGAUAGCGUGUCUAGCUCUGAGACUGGGGCUCGUCAUGCCACUGUUACCAGCCGUGGUGUAGGUGCAGGCGCAGGUGUCUGGGAUAUUGCGGCGGAAAAACCGUCCACGCCGAGUAAAAUGGAACGCCUUCAUACGCCCAAAGCAUCAAUGAACUCGCCUGUCGGGUCGGAACAAGGGGACGGUUCACCGAGGAAGAGAGCAUUGCCUCAAGUGCCUGGAGGUGGAGCAUCGGUGGGGCCCGGGGUGGGGGUGAAUCAGAGAGGAAGCAUGAUUGUGCCCAAGGGUGGCAAAGCACCGGCCCAGGUAGAAAAUCAAGUGGAGACGGAAGGGACGCCUGAUAAAAGGUUCGAAAAGGAGAUACGGACGGAGGAACCGCCCAUGAUUAGAGAGGAAAGGCCGGUGCCUGUUGAAAAAAUGGAGAAAGAAGCGCCGCCCUUACCACUGGAAAAGGAUAACCUUCGUCCGCCAGAACCGAUCGCCAAGUCCCCCAAGAUAGAUCGGCCUGUGUCUCAAACAUUAGCUUUCGAGUUCCCUCGCUCACCUACUCUACCUCCCCUUGUCGACCCUCGUAAUGCCCCUCCGUCUUCGACGACGUCACCACUCGCGACCCCCUCUGCUCAUCAGGGUAGCGAACAGGAGCACGACCCGAUUUCGAAAUGGGCGGCAGGGAUGGAGAAGAACAAUGAGACUGUUAAGACUAGUGGCACGCUUCUGAUGCCGUCAUGGGGGGGAGAUGCGCCGCCACCAAGGGGAUCUUCGAUGCAGGGGCUUGGUGUGCCGUCUGGGUUGAGCCAUCCGCCUCCUGGGAAAAGAACAGUGUCUUCGCCAUUGAGCGGCAGGUCUAGCCCCAUGUUUAUGUCGCCUAUCGGUGGCAUGCCCAGCCCCCGUGCGCCAAUCCAGAAUCAAUUGCAAUAUCCAAACCAGAGUUCUCGCUCCGUUUCGCAGCCAUUACCGACGUUGCCCAACAGCAAUUCUAUCCCGACCCUCCCACCUCUUCUUCCUAGUGAACCUAUCCCCGAAUUAGUCCCACGGGGUCCUAGACCAAAGGCGACGAUCACGUUUAUUCUUGCCUAUCCAUCGAUUCAGGCUGCGCUAUUACCGUACCUGCCCAUCAAUUCGUUCUUGUCUUUGACCGGAUCCUCUGAACAAGUGAGAAGGAGAUUCACAGGUGAGAUGGUUGGGAGAUGGGUCAUGAGAGAAUGGGGGAUGGCGGUUGCAAAGGAGAAGGGCGGGGAAGGUGGGAAAGGGGGAUGGCCAAACCUUACAGUUUGGGAGGGAUUCUUGGAAUCACUCUUGCACGAUCCCGCGAGUUUCAGUACUUAUCCCGCUCAAUGGCAUUCGCUCCUCCGACAUCUGUGUCUCUCGCACACUCUUGUUACACUUCACCUCCGUUCUCUUCCUAACAACCUGUUCCCAAACCCUCCGCCCAUGGCAUUUGAGGAUGAUUUUGCCCUUGCCGCGCCCAACUUACCAUUCUCGUUAUCUCACAACAGUCUAUCCAACCAGGGACGACCAAAGUCUAGAGUAAACAGCUUCGUGGGCUCAGAUAGUGGGAGUGUGACCGCGCCGGUGACUCCAAGUGGAGGUAUGAAAAUGCCAAAGGCGGAAAGGCUGGUUGAGAUUGUCAUGCCGGAACCUCUCGCUUCUCGUCCGGCUGAUGAAGUCGACUCUCCGGUUUCCCAACGAUUCCCGCCCAGCGCAGGAUCCAACCAAAUCCGUCGUCGCGGCUCUAAUGGCUCACUUGCGUCAACAGUCUCCAUGCCAUUCAUGCGUAAGAGACCUAGUAGCUCAGCGAUGAGCCUUUCCGAAAUGCCACUCCAUCGAUCGGCUGCUCCUAUGCCAGCGUCUGGCAAGGCCAAUCUGCCGCCUGUGAGUUAUCCCAGCGCCAAGCGCUACGGGUUCAGACGGCACGGUGAGCCCUCCAGGUCGCGCACGAGUCUGAACGAUGGCGCGAGUGGUCGUGCGGGAUCCAUCUUCUCUGUGGCGAGCAGCCCAUCGAUCCAGAAUGCGAGGAUGUGGAGUGCGGCUUCUUCUCGAGCGUCGUUUGCGGUAAGUAAGAAUGCUCCGCCUGUACCCGGUUUCCCAGGUGCAGCGGAUUUGCCGAUGCCACCCCCAAUAGGAGGCGGUAAGCGCGGUAGUUUCUCCUCAUUGAGCGAGCAUGGAAGGUCGAGUCAUAGUGGCAACUCACCUGUGGAUGCGAUGGGUAAGCGGGAAUUGUAUACACCUUCCCCACCUGUUAGCAAACGGAUUGAACCGGCGUUCGACAAGCCCAUGCCUUACUCGUUGGAGAAAGCACCGCUUUUGAGGGUCUUUGUGCCACUGACAGAAGUUGUGCAAAAAUGGCCUUCCGCAGAGGGCGCUGCGGCGGCGGUGAGGGAACUGGAGAAAUGCGGGGCGAUGCGAAAGUUGAAGCUGGGUGAUCUUAUCAUCAACACUGCCAUUCGAGCGCCAAAGACGACGGAGCAUGUCUUGAUCUACGUGCCUUUCACUCAGCAUCUGCUCUUACCCCUUUCGUACACAUUCUCCCCUACUGGACAUCUCCCACCCCUUGUUAACGCGUUCCAACUUCCUCCAUCGUAUUAUUAUCCCUUCCUUCCUACCCCCCAGAUUGUCUACCUCGAUCUCGCUCCCUUUGGAGAAGAAGCUCUCGCCUCGUUGCGUUUGGCGUACGAUAGAAGGGACAUGAUCGUUGCCAGUGGUGCCAGAGUGAGUGCAAAACGAUACUUGCAUGUUGCCGGCUUCCAAGUGAAAUCUGGAGAUGGGACUGAGCCAGGAUGGGAAGGGUUUGUGAGCUUGGAGGGUGAAGGUACGGCGGAAGGAAAGAGGGAUAUUGAGAAGAGGCUGGUUGGAGCGAGAGGCGGUAGGCCGAUUGUGGGACCUUGGGAGGUGGUGAGAGAUAAGUGUAUGGUGGGGAACAUCUGGUUAAAGUUGGUGAAAGAAGAGUAGAGCAGAGUUAUAGACCAGUGGUGAUGUUUAAGGCUCAGAGUAAUCUUGAUACGAUUGAUGAUGUUUAAGGCUCAGAGUAAUCUUGAUACGAUUUUGAUACGGCUCAGAAUAACCUUAAUACGAUUUGAUACGGAUUUUCACGGACACUUUACUGCUUUUAUUAUACAAUUAUUGGCAUGAUCAUGCAUGAUAUCAUGAAGUGG
Messenger RNA from Cryptococcus deneoformans JEC21, 5515 nucleotides. RefSeq lists its product as hypothetical. The coding region runs from base 330 to 5312 and encodes 1660 amino acids. The record is from RefSeq and is a predicted model, not a curated record. Lineage: Eukaryota; Fungi; Basidiomycota; Tremellomycetes; Tremellales; Cryptococcaceae. The transcript is spliced from 5 exons.